Molecule: messenger RNA, 3672 nt
Organism: Camellia sinensis
Lineage: Eukaryota; Viridiplantae; Streptophyta; Magnoliopsida; Ericales; Theaceae
Product: binding protein
Biological process (GO): protein dephosphorylation
Cellular component (GO): nucleoplasm; protein phosphatase 4 complex
Molecular function (GO): protein phosphatase activator activity
Source: RefSeq, a predicted model, not a curated record
CACACACACAAUUCACCCAAAAUAAAAUAAAAAACAAGAGAGAGAGAGAGAGAGAGCAGCGAAGGUUCACUGCGACGUCAAUGGCGGUUUAGGGUUUUCAUUGACCCUUCCAGAGCCCGAAACUAAACCUCCUUUUUUUAAAUUAUCCCUUCCCCUCUUUCUCUCUCUCCUUGUCCUCAUAAACCCUAGUUUCAAUUCAAUCCACCUUGUUCAAUUCAAUCUCUGUAGCUUUUGUUCUGGGAAUUUUUUCAGUUUGGAAAGAGCGGCGGUGUGAUGGGUGCGCCAGAGAAAUCACAGACGGCCAACAAUUCGAUGCAGCGUGUUAAGGUCUACCGCUUAAAUGAUGAUGGGAAGUGGGAUGACCAAGGAACGGGGCAUGUUACUGUCGAUUAUAUGGAGAGAGCAGAAGAACUGAGUUUGUUUGUCAUUGAUGAAGAAGACAAUGAAACAUUACUUUUGCACCGCAUCAGUUCAGAUGAUAUUUAUCGAAAGCAAGAUGAAACAAUAAUCUCUUGGAGAGAUCCAGAGUAUUCGACCGAAUUAGCUCUUAGCUUUCAGGAGACUACAGGGUGCUCUUACAUAUGGGAUCACAUUUGUAACGUGCAAAGAAAUCUGCAGUUUAGUACUCUUAACAAUGAGACUUAUCAUAGCGUCAAUAGUGAGUUGAGAGAGUUGCCUGCAGUUGAGCUGUCUACACUUCCUAUAAUACUAAAGACUGUGGUUGGGAGUGGUAUCGCUGAUCAGAUUCGUCUAGCAGAACUCAUAUUAAAUGAUCAAGAUUUUUUCCGGAAGCUGAUGGACCUGUUUGGAAUCUGUGAAGACUUGAAAAAUAUUGAUGGCCUUCACAUGAUAUUCAAAAUUGUCAGAGGGAUCAUUUUUCUCAAUAGUCCUCAGAUCUUUGAGAAAAUAUUUGGGGAUGAAUUGAUCAUGGAUAUUAUUGGGUCUCUUGAAUAUGAUCCAGAUAUACCUCAUGUACAACACCAUCGCAAUUUUCUGAAAGAGCAUGUGGUGUUUAAGGAGGUACAUAUGGUUCCUUUAUAUUUUUUCCUUCAUCUCCCCUUGUGCUUUUUUGAAGUUGAGUGCGCCCUUUUGGUAUCAAGCUUUGGUGUAUCUGGCAUCUUAUUUGUUUGCUGUCUGUUGUUGGAUUUGCAGGCUAUACCGAUUAAAAGUCUACUGGUCCUGUCGAAGAUACACCAAACAUAUAGAAUUGGCUAUUUGAAGGAUGCCAUUUUGCCUAGAGUGCUGGAUGACGCAAUUAUUGCAAAUCUCAAUUCCAUAAUCCAUUCAAAUAAUGCCACUGUUGUUUCUUUAUUAAAAGAUGACAGCACCUUUUUUCAGGAAUUGUUUGCAAAGUUGAGGUUGUCUACCACUUCUGCGGAGUCAAAGAAAAAUUUGGUACUUUUCUUGCAUGAGUUUUGUAGUCUAAGCAAAAGCUUGCAGAUGGUCCAACAACAACGGUUAUUUAGAGACUUAGUUAAUGAAGGGAUAUUUGACAUCAUGGCUGAGGUUUUGCAGAGUCAAGAUAAAAAGCUUGUAUUAAUUGGGACAGACAUCCUUAUUCUCUUCCUUAACCAGGAUCCAAAUCUUUUGCGUUCUUAUUUCGCUCGGCAAGAGGGGAUUCUUCUGUUUGGACUUCUGGUUAAAGGUAUGAUAACAGAUUUUGGGGAUGACAUGCAUUGCCAAUUUCUUGAAAUUCUUCGAAGCCUUUUGGAUUCUUAUACAUCAGGAACACAGAGAGAGACUAUCAUUGAGAUAUUCUAUGAGAAGCACUUGGGUCAAUUAAUUGAUGUUAUAACUUCUUCAUGCCCUCCUAACGGCAUGGGUCAAUCAGUCAGCAAAUCUGUGGGCUCCAAUGGAUGCAUUGAAAAUCAAAUCCGCGCAAAGCCUGAAAUACUCUUAAACAUAUGUGAACUGCUGUGCUUUUGUGUUUUUCACCAUCAAUAUAGAAUAAAGUGCAACUUUCUUCUUAAUAACAUGGUAGAUAAAGUUUUGUUCCUGACUCGUAGAAGGGAAAAAUACCUUGUAGUUGCGGCUGUUCGAUUUUUUCGGACUCUUAUUUCCCGUAAUGAUGAGCACCUGAUGCAUCAUAUUGUGAAGAACAACCUUUUGAAACCAAUUGUGGAGGCUUUUAUUUGUAAUGGGAAUCGUUAUAACUUGUUGAACUCUGCUGUUCUAGAACUUUUUGAGUAUAUCCGGAAGGAGAACUUGAAGAUACUACUCAAGUAUUUAGUUGAUUCAUUCUGGGAUCAGUUGGUUAAAUUUGAAAAUCUAGUUGCCAUUCACUCUCUGAAAGUUAAAUAUGAACAGUCCCUGGAGAACUCUGGACCGAAAAGUUCCAUUGAUGUGUUGGAACCCAGAAAACGAAUAGAUGAGCGUGCCCUGGAGAAAGAAGAGGAAGACUACUUCAACGAGGACAGUGAUGAAGAAGAUUCAGCUUCUGCAUCCAUGUCACGUUCCCCCAGUGCACAAGCUCAACCUGUUUUAUCCAAUGGGUCUGCUGUGAGCUGCCCAUCAUUAAGAUCUGGUGGACUUGGUGGACUUGUUGAUUAUGAUGAUGACGAGGAUGAUGAAGACGACAAGCCACCACCAAGGAAACAGUCAGAAAUUUCUGAUGGAGAUGAGGGAACAAUGGAGUCCUUUAGGCUGAAACGGAAGUUGGCUUCGAAGGAGGAGCAGGAGCCUGGGCCAAUAAAGAAGCAACGGAUAGGUAAAAUCUCGAAGUCAAAAGAUAGUGUAUUUGCUUCCUUGUGCUCAACUCUAAGUCAUGCAGUGCUACCCGGUAAAAAAACAGCAAACACUAUGCAUAUGGUUCCUUGCUCCCCAGACUCCAAGAAUAGCUCAGAUGAAGUGAAUCACCCAGAUAAGAAAUCCAUAAGCUGUUCUGAUAACUCUCCUAGUUUAGAUGAGGAGAACCAUAAAGAUACAGAACCCACUGGUCCUAGAAGCUGCUCUGAUAGCUUGCACAAUAUUCAAGACAAUAAACAGCUAAGUGGAGAGGACAGCCCAUUAAUUCCGCCAAACUCCUCACCAGAAAUGGCUGUUAAUGGGUCUUAAAGUUGUGUUAUCAUCUCUUACAUUUGGCCAGUGUAUGCUCUAGUUGGCAAUCAGCCCUGUGCUGUGCUGCUCGAGGAGCUUUCUUCCCAAAGAAGUGAAGAAUGGAACUGACAUAAUGAAGAUGACUGGUUUUACGCCCCUUUCCACCUAUGCUGGGAGAGGAUUACUGUACAGUGCCAUUGAAAUGGCAGGGAGAAAUUCAUACCCUUGUAUUGUAUGCACGAACUUCCCCUUCUUUCUGAUGCUUUGAGCCGAGUUAUUGUUUCUGCUGUAAAACAUUCAUUAGCAUGAAUUUUUCUUUGCUUUACCCUUUACAUUUUCCUUGCGCUUCUACUCACUUCUGCAUAGUUAUAUGUGAACUAUAUGUGAUAGAUAGGGCACCAACAUGGCCCCGUAUAGUUUCCCUUCAUUUUGUUUUUGUUUUUGUUUUUGAUUUUGAUUUUGAUUUUUUUGUUUUUUUUUUGUUUUUUGGUGGGUGUGGGCUGUAACUGAGAGAAAGUUUUAGUGACGGGGUCUGAGGCUAAUUUUUCUUAGUAUUAUUUUAUUUAUAGACAUCCAUCUGUACAUUUUGAAACUCUCUCUGAAGCGAUAUUUCCAAUCAGACUGUUAACUGCGAAA